UUAGCUUGUAGCUACCAUUUUGCUAGUUUUAGCUUUUAGCUGUUCUUCAUUUUAAUUUCAUGUUUAACAGUUAAAUCCCCUCGGCUGUAUCUUUUUGUUUCGGUAUAGUUGACCGUGUUUAGCUGUUUUUUGGGUUCAGAACAUGUUUCUCACCGGACCGGAUUGGACCGGACCCGUCCCUCCUGGCGCUGAAGGGUUUCCUGCAGGAUUAUUGUGUUAAAGCUUCUGGAACGGCUCAGCUGCAGGUUUUGGCUGCAGGAUGAGGUCAGCUGCUUUUCUUCUGCUGAUGUUCUGCAGCUCGGUCAGCCGGUGUUGGUCGGAGGGGUCCGGGCCGAUGCGUUCGGGCGCCGGGGUCGGGGCGGACGAGCUUACGGUCCUGCGGGACGAGCUGAGGGGCCUGAAGGAUCUGGUCCUGAGCCUGAGAGGGGAGGGCGUGGGACAGCGUCAAGCCCUGCGGAGCGUGGAGAGCCGGCUGAGAGACGGAGMGACGACGGCGGAGCGGCAGAGACAGAACCUGGACCGGCUGCAGGUGGACGUCCACGAUCUGAGGACGGUGCUGUCAGAGCUGAGCUCYGGUUCCAGGAGGAGGGAGGAGCUGGAGGCCCGGAGCCAAGCCCAGUUGGUCCAAAUGUCAGAACUUCAGCACAGAAUGAACAGCAGUGAGAGAUCUGUGGAGAACCUGAGGAAGAAGAACUCAGUUCUGGCUGCGGAGCUGCCGUUCCUGCAGACCAGACUGAGAGCGAGUGAGAACACGGUGGAACAGCUGAGGAGGAAGAACGCAGUCCUGGCAGCCAGACUGUGCAGCACUGAGAGUCUGCUGGAGGACCUGAGGGAGCAGAUCUCAGAGUUCCAGCCCUUUAACAGAUCAUCGGAGAUGAUCCCUGAUGGAGGAAUGCUUCACAAGCUGAAGRCAAACACUGACGCUGAAACAAGUCGCUUAGUUUCUGUAGAGAGUGGACUGGAGGAGAGCAGGAGACAACUAGAGGAACUGAAAACACAGAACACAGAGCUGCUGAUGAGACUGAGAACCAGUGAGGAACAUCUGAACCAGCUGAACACAAACAGCACAGGUGUGGAGGUCAGACUGAGAUCCACAGAGACACAUCUGGACCAGAUUCAGAACCAGACUGCAGGUUCUCUCAUUAACUCAUCUGUUUAA
This is a messenger RNA of Austrofundulus limnaeus, 1159 nucleotides long. RefSeq names its product polyamine-modulated factor 1-binding protein 1. Lineage: Eukaryota; Metazoa; Chordata; Actinopteri; Cyprinodontiformes; Rivulidae. The record is from RefSeq and is a predicted model, not a curated record. The transcript is spliced from 8 exons. The coding region runs from base 260 to 1159 and encodes 299 amino acids.